CCGAGGGGUGGAAAAAAGGAGAAGGGUGUUGGGCCUGGUGGGUUGCAGAUGCUUGCAGGCAGCUGGGCCGCUCUCCUGAGCGGUGUCCGAAAAGCUGCUGACCGAGUCGCCCUGGGUUCUCAUCAUCCUCUGUGAAGUGUCCAAGCAAGCGGGGUCCAUUAGCCUUAGGCAGGCGCCAUGGGCUGCUGCUUCUCUAAGAGGCGGAAGAGUGAGGAGUCGCGGGCAGAGGGAGAAGAGGAGCAGCCCAAGCUGUACAGCUGGGACCAGCGGGAGAAGGUUGACCCAAAAGAUUACAUGUUCAGCGGACUGAAGGAUGAAACAGUAGGUUGCUUACCUGGAAAAGUAGCAGGACAACAAUUUGUCAUUCAAGACUGUGAGAACUGUAACAUCUAUAUUUUUGAUCACUCAGCUACUAUUACCAUUGAUGACUGCACUAACUGCAUAAUAUUUUUGGGACCAGUGAAAGGCAGUGUGUUUUUCCGAAAUUGUAGAGAUUGCAAGUGCAUGUUGGCUUGCCAACAAUUUCGUGUGAGGGACUGUAGAAAGUUGGAAGUCUUUCUGUGCUGUGCCACUCAACCCAUUAUUGAAUCUUCUACAAACAUUAAGGUUGGCUGUUUUCAGUGGUACUACCCUGAAUUAGCAGCCCAAUUCAAAGAUGCAGGGCUUAGUAUCUUUAAUAACAUAUGGAGUCAUGUUCAUGAUUUUACACCUGUGUCAGGAGAGCUCAACUGGAGCAUUCUUCCAGAAAAUGCCAUGGUUCAAGACUAUGUUCCUAUUCCAUCUACGGAAGAAUUCAAAGCUGUACGAAUUUCCACAGAAGCCAAUAGAAGCAUUGUUCCCAUAUCCCGGGGCCAAAGACAGAAGAACAGUGAUGAGUCAUGUCUCGUGGUAUUAUUUGCUGAUGAUUAUACAACUGCAAAUGCAAGGAAACUAAUUGAUGAGAUGGUUGCUAAAGGCUUUUUCCUAGUGCAGACAAAGGAAAUGUCAAUGAAACCUGAAGAUGCUCAAAGGGUUUUCAGGGAAAAGGCAUCUGACUUUGUACUUCUUCUGAACAAAGGUCCCGUGAUUGCCUUGGAAUUUAAUGGAGAUGGUGCUGUAGAAGGAUGUCACCUUAUUAUAAAUGAGAUGUUCAACGGGACAAAGGUGUUUGUAUCAGAAAAGAAGGAGACAGCAUCUGGAGAUGUUGACAGCUUCUAUAACUUUGCUGAGAUACAGAUGGGGAUAUGAAGUGGAUCAUACUAUUAAGCUCUUUCCAACCUUUAUAUAGAGUUUGAUAAUACAUAUAUUAGUCAUUUGGCAGUUAGUAAUUUCAUGUAAGCCAAAAUUAUUAAAGGCUAUUUUUAAAAUAACUCUUUGAAUACCAUAUCAUUUACUUAAGGAUCUGAAAUAAUUCAUUUAUAUUAAGUAGUUUUAAUCAUUUUAUAAACUAUUUAACUUCCUACAAUAAACUUGCAGUUUUAUUAUUUAUCUUCAUCUAAUACUAUUAUUUAGAAAACAGAAGUGGAUACCAGUUCAUGAUUUUAAUACUAGUUAAAAGUUCUUUCAAAGCCAGGCAUGGUGGUGCAUGCCUUUAAUCCCAGCGCUCGGGAAGGUAGAGGCAAGCUGAUCCCUGUGAGUUCAAGGCCAGCCUUGUCUACAAAGCGAGUCUAGGGCAGCCAGGGCUACACAGAAACCCUAUCUUCAAAACAAAACAAAACAAAACAAAACAAAAGUUCUUUCAAAUCUCUGGUAAUUUAAACUUUCUAUCUUUCCUUAGUGCUCUAUGAUACUCACUUAAGAGUAUAUUUUGUAACUUAUUUUUUCUUUUAAUUUAGAGGAACUUUUUACUAGGUGAUAAUUAAUAAACCUAUGCACUUUUUUCAGAAAUACAUAUCCAGUUAAAUAAUCAUUUCCUUCUUGCAUUAUAUGACUAAUGAGAUUUUGUACAUUGAGUUUACAUACUAUUUUGUAAAUUAAAUUUUUUAAAGAAAUGGGUAUGUGAAAGCUGACUGUGGUGGUGCUAUCUGUAGUACCAGGCUACUUGGGAUGCUGAAGUGGAAGAAUCACUUGAGCUCAGGAGUUCAAGGCCAGCCUUGGCAAUAUAAUUAGACUCUAUUUCAAAGGAAUAAAAAACUAAGAUAUUUGAUAACCAGCUUUGCAAAUACUCCUAAGUGAUGCUGGCAUUGCUGAUUUAAGGACUACUUCUGAAGUAGUAUGGCUAUUUUUUUUAGGUACAACUGCUACCAGAUGAUUCUUCUAUUUUCUAGUAAGAAAAAGUGUAUGCAACAUAAAACUAUAGAACACCAAUCUGCAGCAGAUUUGACAGAGGUAAUUACUGUCUGACAGCCUUUGUGACUAUCAAGAAACUAGAACAAAACUUGUGACUUUUCGGUAAAGAACACUUAGGUAUGACGGUAAAUUAGAUAGGUUUCAAAAUCUCCAUAUAUAUUUUUUUUUACUCAUGUCAACUAAUGUUCAAGAAUGAUAAAAAGUUUUGAUUACUUGAAAUCAUUAUUUUUCAAAUCCAUUUGAUCAUGGUAAUUUUCCAAUAGGUAUGGGAGUUGUUCAGAAAUACACAUUGAGGGGUCCAGUCUAAAGAUGCUUUAGGGUGUGUUAUCAUUGAAAUUAAUAUGUUCUGAAGGUGUUGAUAGGUUGAUCUUCACACAUUUGCCAGCUAACAGGAAUAACUUUCAUAGGCCCAUUUAAAGUGAUCUGAAAUUCUAUUUUUAUAAAGCUGAGAUUAAAAGUGACCACUUGUAAAAUUCCCUAUUAUGGUUGUUACUAAAAGUGUAUUUUCAUGUUGAAAGUGGUUUUGGAUAUUUUCAGGCCAACGUAUACCUACCGUAUUGAAUUGUUAGUGUGUAGAAGCAAUACUUUUUAUUUUAAAUUAAUAAUAGUGAGCACCUAUACUGUGCCUAGCCUUAUGCUGACCUUCAGCAUUUCAACAUUUCUUUUAUAAGAGCACCGUGUUCUGCAAAGUCAAUAUGAUCUUAUAAGGUGCAAAUAAAAACUGCUGGCAGGCAUAAUAAAAUUUCCUAUCAUAAUUUAUAAAUGAUCUUUGCAAAUAGUGGUGAGAGGCAUUUAGCUAAGCUAAAGUAAAUGCAUUCUUUUCGUUCUUCAUUAUAUUACUAAAUGUCAUUCACAUUUAAAACAAACUCAAUACUUGUUUUUUUGUUUGUUUGUUUGUUUUUUCUGGACUACACUGAGGUUUUGUUUUGUUUUGUUUUUUUAAUCUCAUCUAUGGCAUUGUGCAAAAACUCAGGACUAUAUUGUAAAAGAAACAUUAAUUUAGAUUUUCCCACCAAAUUUAGUAUGUUAACCAAAGCCUGAAAUUUUCUAUCCAGUUAGAUAAGAACUUUUACUGACGCUGGAUAUUACUGACAUUAAUAACUGUCAGUUGCCUAUUGAAUAUCUGAUAGAUUUUUAAAAUAAGGAGUUCUAUGUUAGUUGUUUCUGUAAUUCUAAACUUUGAUAGUACUCAUACUAACUAUAUUUGAUUUCUGAAUAACUUAAAUUUAUGAAAACUAAUAGCAAUAAAAAGUGAUUUUAUUGUCAUAUUUGUUUAAACAUCUUAUUAGUUUACUUCUCUUGCAUUAAUAGUACUGCUUAUUUCUUUUGUAUUUGUAUAUUUAUGUGUAGCUUUUAUAUUUAAAUUUAUCUAGUGUUUAUAAAAUGUGCUUUGCAAUAAAGGUUAAAAUUAAAAUGGUUUAACACAAA
Molecule: messenger RNA, 3696 nt
Organism: Meriones unguiculatus (Mongolian gerbil)
Lineage: Eukaryota; Metazoa; Chordata; Mammalia; Rodentia; Muridae
Gene: Rp2
Product: RP2 activator of ARL3 GTPase
Exons: 5
Coding region: 178-1227 (349 amino acids)
Biological process (GO): post-Golgi vesicle-mediated transport
Cellular component (GO): periciliary membrane compartment; cilium
Molecular function (GO): GTPase activator activity
Source: RefSeq, a predicted model, not a curated record